Messenger RNA from Mytilus californianus (California mussel), 1484 nucleotides. Its product is annotated as SLIT and NTRK-like protein 4. Bases 113 to 1312 code for a protein of 399 amino acids. Lineage: Eukaryota; Metazoa; Mollusca; Bivalvia; Mytilida; Mytilidae. The record is from RefSeq and is a predicted model, not a curated record. The transcript has 3 exons.
UUGCCCCAGCGGAAAUAAGAAAUGUGAUUGUUUUCGUUAAAAUGUAGACCAUCAUAGUCUGAUUCCUGCUGCAGAUUUUAUUUACAUGAUUACGUUUGAACUUUAAAACAAGAUGAGAAUUGUAGAAGUGAUUGUGUACUUCUGUACAACGUACACUGGAUUUGUGUAUUGUGUACAGCCUACCGGAUGUACAUACGACGGUACAGAUUCAUCAACAGGUAUCUAUACGUGUACAUUCGGAGGUUACACAGCACCACUUACUUUUACCGGGUUCACUGAUCCGUAUCCACAGCGUCUUAUCAUCAAUGCUGUAAGCGGCACUUUACCAACAAACACUUUCUCAGGCUUUUCAUCGUUUGUCGCUAAUUUGAUUGAUCUUGAUUAUGCGGCAAGCUUAAAGAUUAUUUGUAGUUCUGGAGGAACACUUACGAUUUCACAAGCUUUAUUUUCGAGCAUGAGUUAUCUACAAGAACUGAAAAUAAGUAACUGUGACAUUCAGUCGCUUCCUUCGAGUGUUUUCUCAAACUUAGUAACACUCAAUUCUCUCUGGAUUGAAGGAGGUUCAGUUAACACACUAGCAUCUAAUAUUCUUACCGGUUUAUCUAUAGAAAAACUUGAUGUUCCCGUCCCGACCGCCGAAUUUGUAAUAAAAAACACUGUGGUUUCCGGUAAUCAAAUCCCGGUUGGUAUGCUUGAUGGACUGACUGAUGUCAAAUCAAUUAGAUUCGACAACAUCGGACUGACUUCUGUUGAUGAUGCACUUUUUAGUCUGAAUACAGCUUUGACGUCUUUGUCACUAGCUAACAAUGUUGGGAUAACAAAGAUAGAAAUUGCUAUGAUUAGCGCCCUGGAGGGGUUGUCUUCUCUUGAUCUAGAUGGUCUCCCGUUUGAUUGCACGUGCGAUAACUUAUGGAUCCUCACUCAUGCGACAACGAAUGGUAUAGCACUACCAUCAGGAAUCAUUUGCAGCACACCUGCUGAAUAUCAGAACAAGAAAGCCUCCAAGUAUUAUGAUGAGAUGUGUAACACUGCAAACGCUUGUGGAGAUUUACCAGGUAUAACCUUGGGUCCUACGAUAUGCAUGACUGUUUUCGAGAUUGUCAGUUACUGUAUCCUAGCUGUAACCAUGGUGAUAGCUAUAGUAGCACUUGUUAUCAUAUGUUACGUCAGAAGGAAACUGGUGAUUGCCAAGGAAAAUCUGGAGAAAAAGAGAAAUAGUUCGUGGGCACGUGUUCAGAAUGCGCUGAAGAAGGGCGGAGCAUCUGGCCAGAAACCACCAUUGAGAUCGUCUCAAGUAGAUGGAUGGGUGUAACGAAGACUGAGUACCGAUAGAUAUCUUUGUUUGCUGCCUGAACUAUGCAGCCUUUCCUAAAUUGUUUGACAAACAUAUACACUGCAUAUAAUUGUUAAAACGGAAAGAUACUUGAAAUAUGUAACUUAAACAAAUUUUAAUAUAUAUUCAUGGAAUAUGUUUGAAUAUAAUA